Messenger RNA from Rhizoctonia solani, 270 nucleotides. RefSeq lists its product as uncharacterized. Lineage: Eukaryota; Fungi; Basidiomycota; Agaricomycetes; Cantharellales; Ceratobasidiaceae. The record is from RefSeq and is a predicted model, not a curated record. Bases 1 to 270 code for a protein of 89 amino acids. The transcript is spliced from 3 exons. Gene Ontology annotation, biological process: protein N-linked glycosylation.
AUGGUGAGCUCACAAUUGGAGUCGGCGGAUUAUGCACAAAUAAAGGCGUUGCAUGAAUCACUUCCGGCUUUUGCGCCGUUGAUUCCAACUGGAGUACUCCCAUACCUUGCGUUUGUGCUAUUGACUAGCACGUUCGCACUCGGGUUUUACUUUUCUACUCUCCCCAAAAACAUCACGCGGCCACAUGAAAUCGUCGUGUCUGUCCUCGCCAGUGUACUGAGCGGCCUAGGUGUUGUCGCAUUGUUCAAUAGUGUUGGAGUAUAUGUCUGA